UCGUAUACUUAGUAAUAUUAUAUUAAAAUGGAAAAGACUUCAAUGAUGAGUUUUCGUAAAUUCGGUCUAGAUUAUUGUGAUUUGCCAACAAUGCUUGAAAAUCUAGACAUCGUGCUAAGAGUAUUCAAUGUUAAGAUACAUGAAAAUAAUGAUGGCCCUAUCAACAUCUUCCUCUACAUUCUCUGGAUUAUCAGCAACAUCUGCUAUUACUAUGUAUACGUCUUCUCCGUGAGUUGGUUCGUGAUCGUCAGAUGUCCUCAAACCGGGAACCUCAUCGCUGUGUCUGUUGUGAUCUCCCUGGCUAUGUGCAGCCAGCCUUCCUUCAUUAAAAUGUUCUAUAUGAUCAUUUAUAAGAAAAAAGUUCAGAGCCUAAUCCAAAACUAUCUCCUUCUAAACCUACUAGUGAAACCUGAAAGCUCAUUCUCGAAGAAUCUGCACAUACAACUCCGAUUUAUCAAGAAACGUGCUACCACAGUAUGGGCUACUAUGGCCAUGAAUGGUAUUUUAUACAUCGCUGUACCUAUAUUUAUGCCUGGAAGACAUUUGGCUGAGGAUUUCCUUGUUAUCUAUGGAUUGGAACCAAUGCUCGAAUCUCCCAACUUCGAGAUAGCAUCUGCCAUGAUUGGAAUCAGUGUUUACUUAUGCGUGUGUUCUCUCGGCAGUAUCACAGCCAUGAAUUUAAUAAUCAUAGGUUACAGUGAAUCCCAAAUGAUAUCCCUUAGCAAGGAACUCAACUACCUAUGGCAAGACGCCAAAGACUUUACCACGUCACUUCAGAAAAGCAUUGUAUAUAAAUACGCUAAGAAAACCAGUAUAAUCAACACAUACAUAACCGAGCGGCUAAAAGAAAUCAUAUUCUUACAUAUAAGGAACAUACAAGUCAUAGAAGAAUUCGAAAGCGUUUUUAGCAUCACUAAAGCGAUUGAGUUCAUAUUUAUCAUACUGGCUAUUAUAUCAGAACUGCUUGGAGGCAUUGAGAACACAUAUUUGCAGAUACCUUUUUCAUUUGUUUUGAUACUGAUGGAGUGUUUUGCUGGGCAAAAGCUGAUGGACGCUUGUGAAAUGUUCGAAAGGGCAAUAUACAAUUGCAAUUGGGAGAAGUUCAAUGUAACCAACAGGAGAACCAUCUUGAUGAUGCUUGUAAGUGCUCAGAAAACUUUGAGCAUAUCAGCAGGUGGGAUGGCUGCACUGAAUUUUGCGUGUCUCCUAUCUGUUAUGAAGUUCAGUUAUUCGACCUACAAUACCCUGAGAUUAAUGGUGAAUUGAAGGUCUUAAAGUUCUUACAUUUUCUUCCCAGAUAAUGUAUCAAAUAAUAUUCAAAGUUACUACAGUCAAAGAUUCCGAAAUUAGUAUCUCUGAUAAACAAAGUACAUCAUUAUACAGGCUAAAAUUAUUUCCUGUUAGAACUUUUAAAUGCAAGGAAGCUCGAAAUAAAAGAAAAGUUAAACACUGUUAACGAAACUCUGUACAUUCGUUUGCAAAGUUUUUAUCACCUUUGCAUAAACAGAAACCUAUUUCAGUGAGAAUGAGAAAUAAAUAAAUUAAACUUUC
This is a messenger RNA of Colias croceus (clouded yellow), 1551 nucleotides long. RefSeq lists its product as uncharacterized. Lineage: Eukaryota; Metazoa; Arthropoda; Insecta; Lepidoptera; Pieridae. The transcript has 4 exons. Bases 28 to 1266 code for a protein of 412 amino acids. Gene Ontology annotation, molecular function: odorant binding; olfactory receptor activity. The record is from RefSeq and is a predicted model, not a curated record. Gene Ontology annotation, biological process: sensory perception of smell; detection of chemical stimulus involved in sensory perception of smell. Gene Ontology annotation, cellular component: plasma membrane.